AUGUCGCGGAACGUGGGAGUGCUCGGCCAAAUGUCCGAAAUCAACGAUCAUUUGUAUCUGUCGGGCGCCGGAGUGCUGAAGCCGGAGAAGAUAAAGCAGCGGAAGAUCAACAUGAUUGUGAAUGCGACGACGGAGGAGCCGUCCACUUAUAUGCAGGGUGAGCAGCAGAAUCGGAUGGGGAAGAGGAUCGGAAUGAAGAAGUUUCAGGCGUGGACACUCUUAAGAUUCGCAUCGAAGACCAUCCGUACGCCAGGCUCAGCGAACACUUUGACACCGUCGCCGAUAAGAUCCGCAAUGUUAAGGUAAACUAACCAUUUUCCUGUUUCUAAUAGCUGAUUACCAUGAAAAUGACAAUUUUUCGAGUUCGGUAAAUUCACCCACUCAUAAAACAGUACUCUUUGGCCCGUCGUUCCCCUCAAAACGACCAUAAAUUCAGUGAAGAACGUCAAGAGCAAUUACGGAAAAAACUAGUUUCCAUUUCCCUUUCACACAAAAUUUGCGAACCGAACGCGUUUUUUUUCAGGAGCGCGGCGGUCGAACCCUAGUGCACUGCAUGGCCGGCGUGUCGCGAUCCGCGUCGCUCGUCAUGAUUUACCUGGUGAAGCACGAGCACAUGACCCUCAGACAGGCCUACCACUACGUGAAGGCCGCCCGUCCGAUCAUCCGUCCCAACGUCGGAUUCUGGAAGCAGAUGGUCGACUACGAGAAGCGAUUGAGGGGCACGUCGUCGGUGAAAAUGGUGCAGACGCCGGAGUGCGACAUGCCGAUUCCGGACGUGUACGCCGACGAUUUGCGGAGACUUCAGAUGCAACGGGAGGCGGCUAGACACUCGCUUCCGAGCAGUCAGAGCUCCGCGAGCAAGCACAGAGCCUUCUCGGCGAGGUGAGCAUCAAAGGGAAGUGUGUACAUUAGCAUGAUCUUUCCAGCACGUACCGCCCAUCGCCUGCCACGUCGUCAGCGCUCACUUCGGCGUCGCUCCGUCGCGCGUACAGUCCGUCGUCGCUUCCGUCGUCGAGCCUCGCGCUCACCUCUUCCUACAGCCUCUUCUCGCCGGCGCCCACCAGAAAACCACGUCAGAGCCUCUUUUCGAUGUACUCCACCUCGCCACGUCACAACUUUUUCUCGGCGUUCUGA
Molecule: messenger RNA, 1134 nt
Organism: Caenorhabditis sp. 36 PRJEB53466
Lineage: Eukaryota; Metazoa; Nematoda; Chromadorea; Rhabditida; Rhabditidae
Source: the annotation of a GenBank genome assembly